Messenger RNA from Scedosporium apiospermum, 723 nucleotides. RefSeq lists its product as uncharacterized. The record is from RefSeq and is a predicted model, not a curated record. Bases 1 to 723 code for a protein of 240 amino acids. Gene Ontology annotation, molecular function: oxidoreductase activity, acting on the CH-OH group of donors, NAD or NADP as acceptor. The transcript has 3 exons. Gene Ontology annotation, cellular component: cytoplasm. Lineage: Eukaryota; Fungi; Ascomycota; Sordariomycetes; Microascales; Microascaceae.
AUGAGCGACGUCGACAAACAACGUGGAGAGGCGAUGGAGGCCGAACUGGGAGAGGACGCUGUCUUUGUGGCGGCGGAUGUUACUGACUAUGAUCAACAAGCUUCCUUGUUCGAGACAGUAUGGGCGAAAUGGAAGCGAAUUGACUUCGUCGCAGCGAAUGCCGGAAUUAUCGAUACUCACUCUAUAUACACUCCUACCUCACCGAAGGCAGGGGUUGCGCCGCCGAAGCCGAUACUCGAAACCGUCGACGUGGACCUCAAGGGAGCAAUCUACACCGUAUAUCUUGCCCUACAUUACUUUCGACAACACCCCGUAGCCCCCGGCGGCAAGAUCACGGUGACGGCGAGCUCAUCAGCGCUGUAUCCACUCGAGUCUGUGCCACUGUACUCAGCAGCCAAAUCCGGGGUUGUGGGUCUAGUUCGGGCUAUGGCACCGAGACUUAAGGCCGAGAACAUCACGAUUAACUGUCUCUGCCCUGGAAUCAUCUCGACUAGGUUAACAGAGAGACUAAUGAGUCUGAUUCCAACCGAAGCUAUCACACCAAUCGAGACGGUAAUGAAGUGUUAUGACCGAUUCAUCAACGGCGACGAGACCGGGUGCACAGCUGAGGUCAGUAAGGACCAGAUAUACCUCCGCGAUCAGCCCGAGUACGCAGACGAGUGGCAGCGAUGGCAAGCAGAAAAUCUGCCGGAGCUGGGCAGACUAGGGCGAGAGAAGAAGUAG